Messenger RNA from Trichoderma harzianum CBS 226.95, 1011 nucleotides. RefSeq lists its product as hypothetical. The transcript is spliced from 6 exons. The record is from RefSeq and is a predicted model, not a curated record. Bases 1 to 1011 code for a protein of 336 amino acids. Gene Ontology annotation, cellular component: THO complex part of transcription export complex. Gene Ontology annotation, molecular function: protein binding. Gene Ontology annotation, biological process: mRNA export from nucleus. NCBI's taxonomy places the organism in Eukaryota, Fungi, Ascomycota, Sordariomycetes, Hypocreales, Hypocreaceae.
AUGGCGCCGAUUCUCAGACCUCGAAUGAGCCUGUCAAAGGACAGGUUCCCAACUUACUUUAAUAACCUAAGGAGUCAGCCAUAUACUAAUCCGAACUCAUCACGGGCAGCCGGCCCGUUGAAUUUGAGAUCAAUUGCAUGGAACCCCCCUGGGACUCUGGUUGCCACGGGUUCAGCAGAUAGGACAUUGCGAGUCUGGAAUCCAGAAAAACCCAAUGUCAAGUUUUCAACGGAGCUCAAAGGUCACCAGGCAGGCAUCGAAAAAGUAGCCUUUAAUCCUACAAAAGAUGCUGAGCUGUGCAGCUUAAGCAGUGACGGUGUGGUACGAUUUUGGGAUGUCAGGACCAAGGCUUGCUUCAAUGAAGUUACAGGUCUAGGAGACGCGAUGACGCUCGUUUGGGCCCCAGAUGGGCAGACACUGCUCGUCGGAAACAGGUCGGAUAACAUCUUUGUUCUAUCACCAACACAAUCGACCCCUCUGGCCUCACACCAGCAGACAGUGCAAACGAAUCAAAUUGCCUUUUGCUGGAGUGGGAAGAAGAUAUUUGUCACGACGUCAGAAGGGCAGAUUAGGAUACUAUCAUAUCCCGAGUUUGAGCCGGUGUUGCGUCUAGGAGACGGCGACGAUGCCGCCGAGUUCACUCUCAAGGGUCAUACCGCUUCAUGCCUGACCGCCGAGCUGCAGCCCAUGGGCCGCUAUCUCGCCACGGGAGGAGCCAACUCCAUUAUAGCGCUAUGGGAUACCACAGACUGGCUGUGCCAGAGGACGAUCACAAGGAUGACGGGCCCCGUGAGGAGUAUAAGUUUCACAUUUGAUGGUAGCUACGUCGUCGGCGGAAGUGACGAAGGCAACGGACUGGAAGUAACGCACGUCGAGACGGGGGAGCACGUCCACACGUUCAAGACGGCCGGAUCAUGUCCAGUGGUGGCUUGGGCGCCAACCCGCUACUGUUUGGCGUAUAGCGAUCUUGGUGUCCUGCGAAUUGUGGGGGUAGAUCUCGACAGAAAGUAA